CCUGUGUGAGCUCCGUUUCUCAGUAUGAGUUCUUAAGCGGAGGAAGUGUUUGUUUUUUUAGAACGGAAACCCAAGCGAUGCGCACACACAGCUGCCGCUGAUGACAAGAAGCGGCACAUUUUAUUGAGUCGCCUAAAGACCGCGGCUGUGUUUAUUACUCAGAGCAGCAGCAAAAGGUGAAGCGAGUUUGCAGAGCAGCCAGCUUCCAUAAUGGGAUCUUUUCGGCGUCCCAGACCUCGAUUUAUGAGCUCUCCAGUUCUGUCAGACCUUACCCGUUUUCAUGCAAGCACACCUGCUCUACAGAUCUCCAACAUCACUGUGUGGAACAGGGUCCAAUCAGCUGUGAUCAAGGUGUUCAAGGGGGGAGCUCUGCAGACUAAUGAGCUCUACACACUUAACGAGAGCAUCAGGUGGCUCCUUAAAACUGAGAUGGGUUCCUUCAUCACAGAGUACUUCCAGAAUCAGCUGCUGAGUCGAGGUCUAUCUGGAGUCCUGGAACAGAUCCUUCUUCAAAACAGUGACACUGAUGACAACCAGCUUAAUGUCCUUGCCUGUAUGUGGGACCAGUUCUUCACAGAGACCCUCCCUACACUGCAGGCCAUCUUCUACCCUGUCCAGGGUCAGGAGCUGACUGUGAGACAGAUGGCUCUCUUGGCCUUCAGAGACCUGGUGCUGUUAAAACUUCACCUGGAGGAAACUCUGGGAAAUGCAACCUCUAUUCCUCCAUCAGUCACACAGAUGCUACUGGUGUUACAGGGUAUCCAUGAGUCGGGUGUUCCAAGUUCGGAGUAUCACCGUUUGGAGAGUCUAGUGGAAAUUGUUGUGUCUCCAUAUAUCUGCAAUGUCCUGCACAAUAGAAACAGCCACCAAUUAGAGCCCUGUCAUCUACGUUCAUCUGAAGCACUGCUAGGUGACCAGUCCCAGCCUGAAAUUAAGAUCACACAGCAUCAUAGCUCCUUAGACUCCUCAUCUCUUUCUCCACUGGUGGAACAAGAAGGAGAGGCAUAUCUGGAGAAAGUUGGCGGUGUGCGGCGCCACACAGUGGCUAAUGCACACUCUGAUGUCCAUCUGCUGUCAGUUUCAAACAAGAUGCAUGCUGGGAUGGAGAACAGCAGAGGGGAAGAGGAACAGGGAGUUGUUGGGUUUUUGGUGGGGGCCAAGCCUAUGAGUCCCAUGAAUUUCUGCCGCCAAUUGGUCAUGGGAGAUUCUCCAAAUUGCUCAGAAGACAUUGGAUAUGUGAGACAGAACAAGAUGAAAAACUUCAGGAUGACGAAUGAAACUAACUGCAGAAAGAAACUCGCAGGACAUUAUUAAGAUUGAAGAAAAAGCAAGAAACUGUGUAGGAAUCACGAGGAAACGUCCGUACCAAGCUUGUUCAUCUAGGAUGGAAAGGUCUGCUCAGGGUCUUAACUGCAAUGAAUGUUUUAGCAUCAGCUAAGAGCUGCUUUCAAGUUCCUCACUACUUAUGAGGUUCUUCAUCUUUGUAUGUCUCCUAAUAUCAGGAGGUUCUCUUUUAAGACUGUUAUUAAAUAGCAAAAUUGAUUAAUAAAACAAAUUCAUGUGCUUUACAGUAUAAUACCAGUCCAGACAUUGGACACUUCUACUCUUUCAAAAUGUUUGAGAUUUGUUUUUAUCUGUAUUAUUCUUUACUUUUCAAAAAUAAAAAUAAUAAAUGACACAUUGAUAUGUUUAAUAUAAUUAAUACAAAAAAUUAGUCUGAUGUCACCAUUUUUAUCGUCAUCAAUUUGUCACUUGGUUGGAGAGGUGUUUAGUUAGCCAGCCAGCCUUGUCAUUGUUAACUAUUAAAAUUAGAUACCAUUAUGUUUCUACAAACUCCAUACAAAUUUGGUACCAUUCAGCAACUUUGCUAAGGAACACAAAACUAAAUAAAGAGCCCGUCAACUAGAAUACAAUGCAUCUGGAAAGUAUUCAAAGUACUUAAUUUGUUCCACAUUUUAACAUGUUACAGCCUCAUUCAAAAAGAAACUAAAUUAAAGUGUAGUUUCUCCCAUUAUUACUCUCAGAACCUCUCAAGUUCAGGGUUGAUGGGACGCGUCAGUGCCAGCCAUUUUCAGUUAUUUCCAGUGAUGUUCAAUUCGGUUUUAAUUUUAUUUCUAUUGAGAAAUAUUAAACAACAGUCACCUCAAAAUGCUUUAUGUUGUUAAGUAAAGACCCUAUAAUAAUGGAAAGAAGCGCCAACAAUCCAACGACCCCCUUUCAGUGACCACUUAGCAACAGUGGGAAGGGUAAACUUCCUUUUAACAGGAUGAAUCCUCUGUCAGAACCGGACUCGCUGAGAGGCAGCCAUCUACUGCGACCGGCUGGGACUAAUGGGAGGAAGACAGGAUAAAAGACACAUUUGUUUAAUCAUUUAUUAUUAACUAACGAGUGAGUAAAAAAGUUAAGUGAAGAAGAAAUAAUCAGUGCAUCAUGGGAAUCCCCCAGCAGCAGAGACAUAUUUGCAGCAUAAGUAAGGGUGGAUUCAUUGUCACCAGAUCCAGCCCUAACUAUAUGCUUUAUCAGCAAGGACAGCUUUACACCUAAUCUUAAACUUGUUCCCCAAAUCCAAACUGGGAGCUGGUUCCACAGAAGAGGGGAAAGAAAGCUGAAGGCUCGGACUCCCAUUCUACUUUCAAAUACCCUAGGAACUGCAGACCAGCAGUCUGAAAAGCAAAGUGCUCUUUUGGGGAAUACGGUACUACAAGGCUUUUAAUGAUGAUAUGGGGGCUGAUUAUUGAAAAUGGUAUGUAAUGAGAAGGAUUUUAAUUUCAAUUCUGGAUUUAACAGAGAGCUAGUGGGGAUUAGCCUGUAUGGGAGAAAAAUGCCCUUUCUAAUCCCUCUCAGUAUUCUUGCUGUUUGGACCAACUGAGGGUUUUUUAAUUAGUUUUUAGGACAGCUUGAUAAUAAUCGGGGAAAAUGUAUGUUAUGCCUUUGAAAGGUACUGCCUAGGGGAAGCGUGUAUAAUGUAAACAGAAUUGUUCCUAAUACGGAACCCUGCAGAACUCCGUAAUUAACUCCAUUUACAAGAACAAAUUUGAGUCUGUUAGAUGGAUAUGAUUAAAACACUGCAGUGUAAUGCCUUUUAUUUCUAUGCCAUGCUGUAAUCUCUGUAACAAAAUAUUGUGGUCAACAUUACCGAACACUGAACUGAGGUCUCACAGGACAAGUACAGAGAUGAGAUCACUGUCAUUAUUUUAACCUUCACUAACACUGUUUCUGUACUGUGAUGUGAUCUGAAAUUUAACUGAAACUCUUGAAAAUAAACCAUUA
Messenger RNA from Neolamprologus brichardi, 3270 nucleotides. RefSeq names its product proline-rich protein 5-like. Gene Ontology annotation, cellular component: TORC2 complex. Gene Ontology annotation, biological process: TORC2 signaling. The record is from RefSeq and is a predicted model, not a curated record. NCBI's taxonomy places the organism in Eukaryota, Metazoa, Chordata, Actinopteri, Cichliformes, Cichlidae.